AAAUCUUUGGAAUCCAGUGGAUCAAUGUUUGGAGAUGCUGAAAUCAGUUGUGCUUAACCCUUAAUCUUGCUGUUGAAAUUCCUGUAAUGCCAGGCACUAUUUUGCUAGAUGUACACACCAUCAUUCAAGCUUUUGUAAAAUAUUUGGUAUUGAAGUAAAACAUACUAUUACAUUUUUUCUCUUUUAAUACAUUGCAAGGAACAUUUAUAUGCAGUUGAAUCUAUUUUUUUAUAUAAAUUUAGAAUUUUGUAAACAUAGUUUUGCUCCACACAUUUUACUUUUCAUCACUACAUUCUAGCCUACCAUCAAAAAUUUAUAGUUUGUCUGGUUCAUAGAGAAAUAGUACACAGGUGCGACAAUAUUUCUCAUACCAAACUUACAACUUUCAAAGAUCGUGUUGGCAAAAGCAUUUUUCCCUCUUUUUUGGCAUCUAAGCACCGCCAUGUUUGCACCUCUGACACAAGUCUUCAUUUCAGUUUUGUAUAUCACAAGAUAGGUUUCCAGAAGCCAAACCCACAUCUUGAAGCCACUUGAAUCAAGUAUCGUCACUUUUUAAUAUCUCACAAUUUCCUCAUAAUAAUUGUUAUUCAAGUUGUUAAAAUUUUCAAAAAGGUCAUACAGGAACUCCUCUGGAGGAAGUGGACGAAAUGAACACCUCUAACUCAGACUCUGAUGACUUUGAUGACACUGGCAGUUCUGUCUCUUCUACCAACAGCGAUGAUGGUGAAAGUUCUGCAGUUCAAGCCGAAAAUGAUGAAGAUGAAGGAGCUGGUGCCCAAGUAGAAGACGAAGAAGACAGUGUAAUCACCGCCAUCAUGAGGGCUCGAGACAAACCUAACGAGAAGCCUCCUGAUGUCGUAUCUGAGGAUUACCUAGUGGACAUCAGCUUCCACCCGUCCGCUGACAUCAUCGCCGGAGCCUCUGUCACUGGAGAUGCUCUCGUAUACCAGUACAGUGUAGAGAGCACGGAUCUAGUGGCUACUCACGAACUACAUACAAAGGCUUGUCGUGCCAUUGAGUUCUCGCAAAGCGGGGACCUGCUGUUCACAACAUCGGCUGACAAGAGUAUAAUGGUAACGGACUCCGCUACUGGAAAGCUCAGACAAUUCUAUGAUGAUGCUCACGAAGACCCAGUCUACACGUUGGCGGUCAUUGAUGAGCACCUGAUAGCUACAGGAGACGAGAAUGGAGUUGUUCGGAUGUGGGACCUGAGAGAGAAGUCCCAUGUAUUCUCCAGCAAGAAGAUGGAGGACUACGUGAGCAAGAUAUUGACCAAUGAGGAAGCUCGCUACCUGGUCUGCUGCAGUGGAGAAGGAACGAUCACUUCCUUCGACAUUGCAGGGAAAUGUGUCCACAUACAGUCAGAGCUGUACGAGGCAGAGCUGACGAGUGCUGCUUUGUUCCGGAAGGAGACAAAACUCGUUGUGAGUUCAACUCGCGGCUCAUUACUCUUCUACAAGUGGGGAGAUUUUGGCUUGCACACGGAUGAACUGCCUUGGGCAACCAAGCGAGCCAUCAACUGUCUCAUCCCCAUCAGUGAGAACAUUGCCGUCACGGGCUGGGAAGAUGGGCAGAUCAGGGCUACUUACCUAUUCCCGAAUAGGCAGCUGGGUGUGGUCGGCCGUCAUGACUUGUCUGUUGAAUCCUUAGACAUUUCUCACGACGGAGCCUACAUCGCGUCUUCCUCUUUGGACCAACGUCUGCGCUUUUGGCCCAUUGCUUUCUUCGAGGACCCGGACCUCCUCCAAGUGGACAAGGCCGGCAGACAAAGACACUUGCCCUCCUCCAAUGUUGUCGAUCGCUCAGAAUUCUUUGCUGACCUAGCCUAACUAUUAUUUUGUGAGUAACAUCCUAUCAAUUGUAAGAACAUCAAUUCGAUAGUGAGUAAGAAAACUAGACAUCGUCAACUGCGAUCCUCUAAUUUGUCCACUGUUCUCUCUCUCUGCUGAUUCGGUGUAGCUUCCAUUGUAUGUGUAGAAUAGUUCUGACCAUCAUGCCUGAAAACCAAGCGAUUUGGUUGUGGACAAGAACAGCAGAAAGUGCUUCUGUGUAGUUGAUCAUUCAAACGUCCUGAUUACUGACUUGGUGAAGCUAAUGUUGUGUUUGUAGAUCAGAUCAACCAACAUCAACAGUUAAAAUGUUUUUUGUUUGUUUUAUGUAAAGUCUCAAAGUGUAUAUUUUUAUAUAUUGUUGUUAACUGUACUAACUUAUUUUUAAGUAUUAUUGUUUUACAUACUCUAUUUUGUGACUAUUGUGUGUAUAGUACAUUGUUUUCAGAAAAUAAAGCAUAUAAAACUGAACUUUGAAUAAUUCACUUUUUUAGUGAAUCUACUAUCAACAUAUUUAAUUCAUGAAACGGAAAAAUUAAACAAUAUUUAUUUUUGGAGCUCUGAGAAUGCUAAUUUAAAAAUAUUAUAUAUAAUUUAGAAGCCAAUACACAAAUUAUACUACAUUAUACACUCAUAUAAAAUCACAACCAUUUUCAAAUUACCAUCAGAAAGGGCUCUAGGCUUGGAGAUUUUGAAUAAAUUUGUAAAAUUAUCCUUAACUGCCAAUAUUUUGACUAUUACAGGAUUUGAAGUAUUGAGAAACACAGAAACUCACAAAGGAGUGUGAAGGAUUUGUUGUUUGGUUAUUAAGUUUACAGGGUGAUAUUAUUAGAUGUAUAUAUUAAAAAAAAAAAAAAACUGUUUUAGAAGUUGAGAUAGGUAGGUCCAAAAAAAAAAAAAAAUUAGAUCGGAAGACAAGAAUAAAUUUUUUCUUGAAAUGUAAAAACUAAUAAAAAUUUAAUUUACUUAACUUUACUGUGAUGCUUAAAACACAAAGUUAAAAAUAAAUUGUACAAUAAUUAUAUAAAUAAUUUUCAAAAGUCUUCAAAUAUAUAAUUAUGCACAUUAUAUCUGCUCCAUGGGAUGAAAAGCCAGUACAAAAUCUGUGACAAUAAAAAAGAAGGACAUGGAAAACAAGAAGAAAAAGUGUUUGUAAAUAUUAUAGAAGUGUAGUUAAUGAUUGUACAAUAAAUAGUUCUAUGUUUGUGGA
Molecule: messenger RNA, 3039 nt
Organism: Homalodisca vitripennis (glassy-winged sharpshooter)
Lineage: Eukaryota; Metazoa; Arthropoda; Insecta; Hemiptera; Cicadellidae
Product: WD repeat-containing protein 55 homolog
Exons: 8
Coding region: 648-1829 (393 amino acids)
Molecular function (GO): protein binding
Source: RefSeq, a predicted model, not a curated record